UUGUUAACAAUAAGGGUAAAACUGUAACUUCACAUGGAAUCUCAAAACAAAAACAAAGCUCAAGCCCACUAAAGAAUAAAGCCCAAGUAUAUGGACCGUGUUGUUAAUUUAUAAGCCCAAUUCAUACAUAUUCUUUAGGUAAUCCGUUUUAAUUUCUGUCCAUUAUCCUUUGUUUUUUCUUUUUUUCCCUCGUCCUUUCUCGGGGCUUUCACAUAUUUAGUUACGAGCUGAAGGCCGAAGCUUCGCAAGGUGCAGAGAAAAUUCGAAAGAGCAUCGGUUUACUUCCUUCUUCACAUAACUUGUCCUAAUCUGGUUGACAGGUUUUUCUUAAUUUGUUUUUCAUUCCCUCUUGCUUCCAGCAGCGAUGAAUCCAGUUCCGCAUCAGUUUGCGGCUCAACCUCCCAGGUUCCUGAUGCCGCCACCGAAUCAGCCGCCGUCUUGUUCAUCUUUCUGGGACAAUCUGAAUGUGCGCGAUCGUUUAAGGGAUUUGCAAGAUAGUCUUGAUCUCGCCAAGUCAAUUAUAAAUAUUGAUAGGCAGAAAGAGCUUGAAAUGUUGACGAUAAUCAAAGAGAGCAAAUCAUCCGAGCAGAGUGCGGAUAAUCUGCCUUAUGAUUCUUCUAUUGGUGAAUUUUCUGAUUACUUGGAAGAUAAAAGGAUUAGUUUGGAGUUGCAAGAAUCGCGUUCAGUCGAAGUUGCGGCUGCUUUGAUGAAAAGGUUAAGAGAGCAGCUUCAUCCAUUUAGGAUCGAUACUGAUGAAUCGAGUCUCCGGGAAGCAGUUAAGUUAUCUACUAAAUUAUCGAAGGCCAAGAGAAACAAGCAGUGGAGAAAGAGAAAGAGGAAGCGCAUUGCUGAAUCACUUGCAAAGGAACGUGAAAGUUUUGACCAAGUUGAUCGGGAGGCUGAUGAAUGGAGGGCCAGGGAGAUAGCCAAGGACAUUGCAAAACGUAAGGUGGAGAAGAUGAAAGAAAUUGCAAGAAUUAAAGCAAAAGAGGAGAAAAAGAAGCUAGAUUCUGAGCUUGAACUAGCACUCAUAGUGGAAAAGUUGCAAGAAUUGCGCUCCAUCAGGAUCCAAAAAUUGAAGAAACAAGGUCAUUUCCUUCCCGAGGAGGAUGAUAAGUUUCUCGAGAAGGUUCGAGCUGCAGUUGAGGAAGAGGAACGCCAAGCCCUAGCUGCAGCGGAUACGGAUGCUGCAAAGGAUGCUAUUGCUACUGCAGAAGUGUCUAGGAAGACUAUUUCGAGUUAUAACCCUGAAUCAAGGGAUCCAGAUAGUGCUACAGAGAGGCCUGAAGAAAGAAAUGAUCAAACAACUGCUAGUGUAGAUGAUAAGGUCUCCAACACUAGCACUAAUAAAGAGCCUGGGAAACAGUUUGGAGAAGUACAAGGUUUUGGAAGAGCUUAUGACUAUGCUGCCAACUUACCCAUGGAAUUCUAUCAUUAUUAUUAUGGAAGUAACACCGAUAUGGGCACGUUAAUUGAGGUAAGAAGAUCAUGGGAUGCAUUUAUAAGGCCUGGAGGAAGCCGAAUACCAGGACAUUGGGUUCAACCACCACCACCAGCCGAUGAAAUAUGGGCAGCAUAUUUGGUUCGACCAAAAUGAAACCAUGCAAACAUAUGUUCUGAAAUGGUUUCCCCAAAGAUGUUGCUACCGAUCGGUAUGGGUCGCAAUUGCGUAUCAAAUGAAAAUUAUUUAGGGAGGCUGCUAUAAUGUGACUAGUAGUUUUGAACGGUGGGUUGGAGGUACGAGUGAGAAACUUAGAAGUAUCUUCAUUUUAUCUUGUGGUUACUGGAGUAAUGCAGAUUUCAAAAUUUACAUCCAUCACAUUAUGUGAAUAUUUUUUUCAGGCAUCUGUACGUUGUUCUAUGAUUAUGUGUAGCAACGAUUCAAAGGAAACAUCCUCAUUUGUUUAUGCCA
Molecule: messenger RNA, 1912 nt
Organism: Cucurbita maxima (winter squash)
Lineage: Eukaryota; Viridiplantae; Streptophyta; Magnoliopsida; Cucurbitales; Cucurbitaceae
Product: U11/U12 small nuclear ribonucleoprotein 59 kDa protein
Exons: 8
Coding region: 365-1597 (410 amino acids)
Source: RefSeq, a predicted model, not a curated record